Pollicipes pollicipes is the source of this 864-nucleotide messenger RNA. RefSeq names its product BLOC-1-related complex subunit 5-like. NCBI's taxonomy places the organism in Eukaryota, Metazoa, Arthropoda, Thecostraca, Pollicipedomorpha, Pollicipedidae. The record is from RefSeq and is a predicted model, not a curated record. The coding region runs from base 226 to 864 and encodes 212 amino acids. Gene Ontology annotation, biological process: organelle transport along microtubule; lysosome localization; positive regulation of anterograde synaptic vesicle transport. Gene Ontology annotation, cellular component: BORC complex; synaptic vesicle membrane; cytoplasmic side of lysosomal membrane. The transcript has 6 exons.
UUGGUUGGGGUUGUCCGGGUUUUUGAUAUAUGCCAGAUAAUGCGGAAUCGCGAUAAUUUAGAAAUUGUCGUCUGUUGAAAUGAAGGUAUGAUGGAUGUCAUCAAAACUGAAGCUAUCAGCCCAUAACAACGUAGCUGAGUAUCAGCGGGAGGUGAAGUUGCCGUCCGUCGGCGGCGCCGUCUGUGGACAGAGCAGAGCGGGGCGGACGCGUAAGGGCGCACGGCCAUGGGCUCGGAGCACAGCACGGCCGGCGCCGGCCGAGCGGAGCGGGAGCGGGAGCGGGCGCGCCCGGCGGGCACGCCCGUCUCGCCGCAGAACAGCGUCUGCUCCGACGCCGAGGUGCCGUACGUCUCGUACACGCAGAACCUGCCCAUCGGCGACGCUGACUCGCCGCGGCCGGGCGGCCGCCGGCUGCGCCCCGGUCGGCCGGGCCGCUCCAAACAGGCCCCGCUGCUGCCCAAGGAGAUCGUAGUGGUGAAGGCGGCCGAGGCGGCGUCCGCCGCCGGCUCCGACGAGGACCCCGACCUGCGCCGCCUCAGGCUGAUCCCGCACUUCCUGCCGGUGAUGAGGGGCGCCCUGACACUGCCGGGCUCGCGCGACCCGGACGUGCUGGACCGGCUCGACUCGGCCGCCGUCCGCCAGAUGGCCGGCCGACUGCAGCGCCACCUGGCCACCAGCGCCGAGCGCACCGCCGCCCGCCAGGCCGAGGUCACCGCCAAGGUCGCCCAGAAGGUGGGCGAGGUGUCGCACGCCGUGCAGCGCUGCCACCUGCUGCUCGACGACACCGUGCGACAGCUGCGCGAGCUCAACCAGCAGCUGCCCGAGGAGCAGCGGCUGCAGCCGCUCGCCCUGGCCUCCGACUGA